This is a messenger RNA of Mugil cephalus (flathead mullet), 1786 nucleotides long. RefSeq names its product V-type proton ATPase subunit d 1-like. Gene Ontology annotation, molecular function: proton-transporting ATPase activity, rotational mechanism. Gene Ontology annotation, cellular component: lysosomal membrane; proton-transporting V-type ATPase, V0 domain; vacuolar proton-transporting V-type ATPase complex. The transcript has 8 exons. Lineage: Eukaryota; Metazoa; Chordata; Actinopteri; Mugiliformes; Mugilidae. Gene Ontology annotation, biological process: proton transmembrane transport; vacuolar transport; vacuolar acidification. Bases 407 to 1477 code for a protein of 356 amino acids. The record is from RefSeq and is a predicted model, not a curated record.
UACCAGAAAAGUGUAGUUCCUGUUUGGAGUCAUUUUGAAGUCGUGCUUUUAAGCAGCACUUUGCAUACUGGGAUUAACUAAAUAUUGAUAUUGCAUGACAGCAGAGCUGUGAAGUAGACGUCUCCUCCCUCCUGUGACACAAGCCAAAGACCAUCAUGUGGUUUUAUAUGGGAAAUCCAUCUUCUAAAAGAAAUAACUAUCCUCAAAGCGGAGGAGAACAGGUACGGCACAGGCCAACUCAACGCACUUAAGAGCAGGAACUGAGAUAGCAAACACAGCUAUGGAAUUUCUGGUGUCAAAGAGGAAGGAAAAAUAACUGCAUGAACGUUAGUCAGAGAGGGAAUAAUGCAGAAGUCACCACAUCUAGAACUGCGUUACCGACGGGCUGACUGGCUCAUUUGGCAUCAUGGCAGCGGAGCUCGGUUUUAACGUGGAUCAUGGAUAUCUGGAGGGUUUGGUUCGAGGAAUGAAGGCCGGGAUUCUGACUCAGACCGACUAUCACAGCCUAGCCCAGUGUGACACACUCGAGGACAUGAAGCUUCACCUUCAGAGCACGGACUAUGGCAAACUGCUGUCCUCGUCCGACGAGGACGUGACUGUGUCUCUGAUGUACAACAAGCUCAGGGAGAACCUGGUGACUGAAUUCAACUGCCUGCGCUCCCACGCCUUGCCACCGCUCUCUACUUUCCUCGACUAUAUAACCUACAGCUACAUGAUCGACAAUGUGGUGAUGCUGAUCACCGGGGCCCUGAAACAGAGAGACGUGGAGGAGCUGCUGCCGCGGUGUCACCCACUGGGAGCUUUUGACCAAAUGGCAGCCGUGGGCAUCGCUCGCACCCCAACCGAGCUCUAUUCAACCAUCCUGGUGGACACGCCACUAGGUCAGUUUUUCCAGGAUGCCAUAUCGGAGUCCAGCCUGGACGAAAUGGAAGCUGAGAUCCUCAGAAACAAGCUGUAUAAGGCAUAUUUGGAGUCUUUCCACUCUCUCUGCAAGGACAUGGGAGGUGUCACAAAGGAAAUAAUGUGUCCUGUCCUAGAGUUUGAGGCAGACAGGCGGGCGUUCAUCAUCACGGUGAACUCCUUUGGGACCGAUCUGAGCGCUGUGGACAGGACCGAGCUGUAUCCCACUUGUGGCAGACUUUUCCCAGAGGGGCUGCGACUCCUUGCUAAAGCCGAGGACCAUGAACAGGUCAAAGCUGUGGCCGACUGUUACCCAGACUACAAAACUAUUUUUGAUGACGCCGAACCAGGAUCAGACUUUAAGUCUCUUGAGGACAGAUUCUUUGAACAAGAGGUCAAGCUGAACGUUCUCGCUUUCCUGCAGCAGUUCCACUUUGGGGUAUUUUACGCCUACAUCAAACUCAAGGAGCAGGAGAAUCGCAACAUCGUCUGGAUCGCCGAGUGCGUCACACAGAGACAGAAGUCCAAGAUCCACAACUACAUACCCAUCCACAUGGGCAAAUCAAUCGAGCAAUGAAGAGGCACAGAUGCAUUAAUACACAUAGUUGACAAGAAUGUAUUAAAUGCACUUCAUCAGACGGUAUAAAAAUAUUUGUAUGUUUGUGAGGAUUAGCUGCUGUGGUUGCACUAAAGUCCGUUUUUUAGCAUCUUCAGUGUUUGUACUACAGACCACAGAAAAAGCUACUAGCUAUAGUUAGUGUGUUCACACUCGCAUCAUCGGGAUAAUCCCUACACGGCCAAACAGGACAAAAGUGUAAAUUACAGGAGGUAUAACAAAUAUUAACUAUACAAUGAUGUAUAAAAGCUAAGUAAUGUGGCACAGCCA